Molecule: messenger RNA, 429 nt
Organism: Dipodomys ordii (Ord's kangaroo rat)
Lineage: Eukaryota; Metazoa; Chordata; Mammalia; Rodentia; Heteromyidae
Gene: Il3
Product: interleukin 3
Exons: 6
Coding region: 1-429 (142 amino acids)
Biological process (GO): immune response
Cellular component (GO): extracellular region
Molecular function (GO): interleukin-3 receptor binding; growth factor activity
Source: RefSeq, a predicted model, not a curated record
AUGCAGCCUACACGCCCCAACUCGAGCAGCCUCCAGAUUCUGCUCUUGCUACUGUUCCUGUUCCGUUCUGGGUUCCAAGCUCCCACCACGCUUCAAGAUACCACCCAGCCACCUUCCAACUCAAAACCCGUGAAUUGUAGCUUGUUUGUCAUUGAACUUGAAUACCUGCUAGAUAACAAAUUUACAGAACCCAUCAUCAGCGAAUUCGAGUUACAACUGAUGGAUACAUCCCUGCUAAAGCCCAACCUGUGUGCAUUCCUGGAAGCUGCAAAAACAUUGAACGAUGUCACGAACAUAAAGAUCAGGAAAAAUCUUGAGAUACUUCGACAGUGCCUGCCUGAACCCACCCCCCUUCUGAUGGGAGGACCCAUUUUCAUCACCGAAGAUGACCCCAAUGAUUUCCGGAAGAAACUGAAAAGCUUUAUAUGA